Messenger RNA from Hansenula anomala, 495 nucleotides. RefSeq names its product Rho GTPase-activating protein. Gene Ontology annotation, cellular component: cytoplasm. The annotation marks the transcript as partial. Lineage: Eukaryota; Fungi; Ascomycota; Saccharomycetes; Phaffomycetales; Wickerhamomycetaceae. The record is from RefSeq and is a predicted model, not a curated record. Gene Ontology annotation, biological process: signal transduction; regulation of GTPase activity. Gene Ontology annotation, molecular function: protein binding. The transcript has a single exon.
UUAGAUUCUGAAGGUAUUUAUCGUAAAAAUGGUGGUACAUUACAAAUGAAUAAUAUUUUAAAAGCAUUCAAUAAUUUAUUAACAGCUGAAACUUCUCAAGAGUUGGAGAAUUCAUUAGAGGGUGAUAUUAAUGCAAUUACAAGUUCAUUGAAAAGAUAUUUAUAUUUCCAUUUACCAGAACCAAUAAUCACAAUGAAUGUUUAUGAAUUAUUUAUUAAAAAUUCACAAAUUGAAGAUUCUAUGGAGAAGAUUGAAAAUUUAUCAAAUAUUUUAUCACAAUUACCUAAAACAAAUUUGAAAACGCUGAGAUUUUUAUUGAAUCAUAUUAAAAAAAUUGAAAGUUAUCAACAUUUGAAUAAGAUGACAUUCCAUAAUUUAGCUGUUGUUUUUGCACCAACUUUUACAAGAGUUUCUAGUGGUGAAAGAGAAUUAAUGGAUAUGCAACCAAGAAAUAAUGUUACAGAGUUUUUAUUGGUAAAUCAAGAUGAGAUAUUU